Messenger RNA from Lagenorhynchus albirostris (white-beaked dolphin), 766 nucleotides. RefSeq names its product PHD finger-like domain-containing protein 5A. The record is from RefSeq and is a predicted model, not a curated record. NCBI's taxonomy places the organism in Eukaryota, Metazoa, Chordata, Mammalia, Artiodactyla, Delphinidae. Gene Ontology annotation, cellular component: catalytic step 2 spliceosome; U12-type spliceosomal complex; U2 snRNP. The transcript has a single exon. Gene Ontology annotation, biological process: mRNA splicing, via spliceosome. Bases 8 to 322 code for a protein of 104 amino acids.
GGGAGCUAUGGCUAAACAUCACCCGGACUUGAUCUUUUGCCGCAAGCAGGCUGGUGUUGCCAUUGGAAGACUGUGUGAAAGAUGGGAUGGCAAGUGUGUGAUCUGUGACUCCUACGUGUGUCCCUGCACCCUGGUGCACAUGUGUGAUGAAUGUAACUAUGGCUCUUACCAGGGACGCUGUGUGAUCCGUGGAGGCCCCAGAGUUUCAGAUGCCUAUUUUUGUAAGGAGUGCACCAUCCAGGAGAAAGACAGAGAUGGUUGCCCAAAGAUUGUCAGUUUUGGGAGCUCUAAGACAGAUCUCUUCUAUGAACGCAAAAAAUAGGACUUAAAGAAGAGGUGAUUGGUGGGCUGCCUCUUUCUCCCCCAAUCAAGCUGCUGCAGCUGCCAAAAGAAAUGCCUACAGAAAGGAAUUGGAGCACAGAGCAUCACCUGAAUUGCCUAUUAGUACACUGGCACCUUUCCACCCUUUCCUCUCUUCUCACCCAGACAUGGUAGGAAUGGAAAAAAAAGAUUCUUCGCAGAGCACUCUGGCAGACUGUAUCACAGAAAAAUCGAUAGGUUGGUUCAUGGAGUUCCUUAAAUUCAAGAAGCAAGACUGUGUUAACCACAUUGAGAAGUUCUGUACACCAAAAGCUUCUAAAACAGGAAUGAUAUAUCAUUUCAGUCUUCUGUUUGAGGAGCUGACUGUGAAGCUAGCUGCAGUGAGAAGCACGUUCUUGCAGCAGCUCUGAUGGCAGUUGUCCUUGAUGAAACAUCUGCAGGGUGG